GAGCAGACGGCGGCAGCGGCAGCAGCAGGCGAGGAGGAAGAUGGCGGGACGGCUGCCGGCCUGUGUGGUGGACUGUGGCACGGGGUAUACAAAACUAGGAUAUGCUGGAAACACAGAACCACAGUUUAUCAUCCCUUCCUGUAUUGCUAUUAAGGAGUCAGCAAAAGUGGGUGAUCAAGCUCAGAGGAGGGUGAUGAAAGGUGUUGAUGACCUAGACUUCUUUAUUGGUGAUGAAGCAAUAGAAAAACCUACAUAUGCAACAAAGUGGCCAAUUCGCCAUGGUAUAGUUGAAGAUUGGGACUUGAUGGAAAGGUUUAUGGAACAGGUGAUCUUUAAAUAUUUAAGGGCAGAACCAGAAGACCAUUAUUUUCUUUUGACUGAACCUCCACUGAAUACUCCAGAAAACAGGGAAUAUACUGCUGAAAUAAUGUUUGAGUCCUUCAAUGUUCCAGGCUUGUACAUUGCUGUGCAGGCUGUUCUUGCCUUAGCUGCAUCUUGGACCUCAAGACAAGUAGGAGAACGGACAUUGACCGGUACAGUAAUAGACAGUGGAGACGGUGUCACUCAUGUCAUUCCUGUGGCCGAAGGGUAUGUGAUUGGCAGCUGUAUUAAGCACAUUCCAAUCGCAGGACGAGAUAUAACAUAUUUUAUUCAGCAGUUGCUGAGAGACCGAGAAGUAGGAAUCCCUCCAGAACAAUCCUUGGAAACUGCUAAGGCAGUAAAGGAGCGCUAUAGUUAUGUCUGCCCAGAUUUAGUAAAAGAAUUUAACAAGUAUGACACAGAUGGAUCAAAGUGGAUUAAGCAAUAUACUGGAAUCAAUGCUAUCUCAAAAAAAGAAUUUUCUAUUGAUGUUGGUUAUGAGAGAUUCUUGGGACCUGAAAUCUUUUUUCAUCCAGAGUUUGCUAAUCCAGACUUUACUCAACCUAUCUCAGAAGUUGUAGAUGAAGUAAUUCAGAAUUGCCCUAUUGAUGUCAGACGUCCUCUCUACAAGAAUAUUGUCCUCUCUGGAGGUUCAACCAUGUUCAGGGACUUUGGACGUCGCUUACAAAGAGAUUUGAAAAGAACUGUAGAUGCCAGACUGAAACUAAGUGAGGAAUUGAGUGGUGGCAGAUUGAAGCCAAAACCUAUUGAUGUACAAGUCAUUACACACCACAUGCAGCGAUACGCAGUUUGGUUUGGAGGAUCGAUGCUGGCUUCCACGCCUGAGUUCUACCAAGUGUGCCACACCAAAAAGGAUUACGAAGAAAUUGGACCUAGCAUUUGUCGUCACAAUCCAGUGUUUGGAGUCAUGUCGUAAAAUUGAUUUCAUAAUUAUUGGGGUUAGGGAGGUGGGGAAGAAAUAAUCUUUCUGAUUACCUGUUUUGUCUGGAUGGCUGGUUUUGAGGUUUUAAACCUGACUUGGAGUAAGAAGACCAAACAUAAUUAUACAGGAUAUUUUAAUAAGUAUAUCAACAUGCGAAUGUAGAGGAGAGCCAAAAUGAUUAUGUGUUUUUCUUUAGACUGAAUAUUUGAAUCUUAUGUGUAACAAAAAGAAGUGGGUUUUAGUUCUUUCUGUGCCCUGAUAUUUUGUAUAUUAUUGAAUUAUCCAAGAUUCGAUGGGAUUUAUCGGUAUGUAGAUAGCUCUAUAAUGCUUGAGUUGUGCACUUCUAAGUGUGCAAUGCAAGAGCUUGUUUAUAUUUCAUACUUUUUAUACUUUGAGGAAAAAAAAGUCAAAGAAAAACUAGUAUUUGAGGAAAAACAAGUGACCAAGUAAAGGAUAAAUUAAAAAAGCCUCAUGAGACUUGGCACACACACACACUCAUGGGAUUCCAGUUAUUACAAAUGGCUUCCACCCCCCUGUACCCCCACAGUGGUUUUCUUUGCAAGUGCUUUUGGAACUAAGAAGCUAGUAUCUUGGAUUAACUGAUGCCUGCUAGUGCUUUCUGAUUACUCGAAUUCUGUUUCUUGCUUUAAAGGAAAAGUAAAGACAAGAUUGUUGGACCAGUAAUGCAGUUCUGUAGUGUCAUUUCUUAUUAAAAAUGAAUAAUUUGAUUACCAAAAUUGGUAUAUUUAAAGCCUAACACCAUUCUAAUAAAGGCACAGAUUUCUUUUUAAUACUUGUUUCAAGCUCUUUAAUCUCUUUAUAAGUUAACUAAUCUAUUUUCUUCAAACCUCUGCAAUAGUUCUUUAAAAUCACAACAGUUGGUUAGCAAGCUGACUUUUUUAUGUGCUCUGAACAAAUAAUUGUGAAAUUUUAAUAUGUUGAGUGCUUUCAUUUUGAUAACUGGAUCUCCAUUUGAUAUUUUCAUUUGUAUAACUCAUUUGCAGUCUGAAAAUUUUUUUAGUGCCAGUCCCUGACAUAUCAUGGAAAGUUAAUUUUCUUUGCAUUUUAAAAUAUCUGGAUCAUGAAGAAAAAGUGAUAAAAUAAAUUAAAACUGAAUUACCUUUUCUAAUGUUUUUUUUUUUUUUUUUAGGAACAGUGUCAUUCUACUUUGUGUUUAUGUAUUUUAUAUGAUUUCUGUUUCUGUUGGAAUAGUGGGAUUCAUUGAAAUCUCUCUAAUGUGUAUGGCAGAAAAUAUCUUGUGAACUUGAAAUUUUACCAGUUAUUUAUAGAAGAAUAAAAUGGAAAAUGUUUUAUAGGCUUUUUAAAACGUCAGCAUCAAUGUCAGUGAACACUUAAAGUUCAUUAUCCAUGAGAAUAACACAUAGGAUUAGUAUACUUCUGUCUAAAAGUUAAAGAGCAGUUAAAGUGUCUUUGUUGUUUGUAUUUACUAUAAAGAUAGAAUUGGGGAGUAAACCUUAGGUUUUAUUUACAGUGAAGCUGGAUACUUAAAUUAAUCAUUUUAUAUGAAUCUUUGAAUAUGGGAGUAAAGAACAAAAUGUUUGCCCUCCAGUAGUAAUAAUAUGAGUAUCAAAGAUCUUUUUGAAAGUAGUCCAUGAACAUGUAAAAAAAAAAACUAUUCACACAGUACCAAAGAGUAGAUAGUGAAAGUACAUUCAUUUUCCACCACAGCUUUUCUGACUUUUUCAUUACAGUUAGAAAUGUCUUUAUGUCCUUGCAAUUUUCUGCAUAUAGAAAGGAGUAUAGCUCCCUUAUGUUAACACAAAUAGGAGUUUGCUACAUACACUAUUCUUCGUUUGCUUUUUCAAAGAUCUUUUGAUACAGAGCUAAAAUGGUAAACAUCAAAAGAUUUCAUCUUCCUGAUCCAUUAGCAUUGCUUUAAAUAUCUUUUCCACCUAGUAUUGUUGAAGAGUGAAUGAGUAAGCUCAAAUCACAUUUAUAAAGCCACAGAUUACAGUCUCACUCAUAUAAAUAUGUCAAUGGUUUGAUACAAAAAUGUGAAGGUCAAGAAUUUUUCUUUAAACUUACAUGUAUUUAGGCACACAAGAAGACUCAAACCUUUCUUAUGUUUCCUGAUAUCCCCUUUGCACUGCUUUUAUAGGACUGAGCUAUGUUAUGAUAGCUUAUUUCUUUACAUCUUAUUUCUUUCCAUCUGUCCUAUCACUGUGUAUCAUUUUUCAGUUUAUAGCAUGUUUGGUUGUAUAUGUGUAGAGGCUGGCCAAGAUGAAUUCACAUCUGUGACACUGAUUUGAUGUCAGCUACAUGAGCAUGGUACAUUGGAAAAACACCAGACUAAGGCCAGUGACUGAAAUUUUUAUUCUGGUUCUACAAAUUGAUGAUACAACUCCUUCGACUUUGAUUUUUUGUUGUUAUUGUUAAAACAUAGAAGAUAUAUUUGUGUAAUCUUAGAUAAAUUCCUUGAACUUUCUGGACCUUAAUUUACAUAUGAGGGUGGUGUGGUAUCUGGAUUAACAGUGCAGUUUUUAUGAGUUGUGAGAAUUGGUUUAUUUGUGUUAGUAAGGGUGUCUUCUAAUGUCUCCUUUUUAGUAGGCAGGGCUUUGAUCGAUUGGGAAAUAUUAAUGGACAGAAAUAAAAUAGAUGACAGUUAUCUAACUUGCCUACUCUUCAGGAAGCCGGGUUUUUCAGCCUGAUCCUUACACAUUAGUACAUGGCAUAUACUACAAGUAACCACCUUCUUCUGAUUGUCUUGCUUUUUGAUAGCAGAUACAGCAGUUGUCUAUCAAGUCCACCAGUAGUUUGCUUUCAAAGCUACUUGAACAAGUGGAUAUAACUGUCCUUGCAGUUAUUUGUAGAAAUAUCUUCAGAAAUAAUAAUAUAUAUAGGGAUAAUAAGCUAUUAUGUUAUUUAUUCUCUACUUAAUUUCUGCAGAGAAGUCCUAGAAGAUAUAUCUAUAUAAAAUAGAAACCUCCUUCAUUCAGAUAACCAUAAAGAUGGUACCAGAGUACUUUGUAAUAUUAUUGAUGAAAUUAUUUGUAGUAUCAAAAGGUAUUUGUGGUAUUGUAAAGAGUGUUGUUGUUCCACUAAAUAUCGGACUAAUCUGUCAGUGAUCAAGUCCCAUGUAUUUCUGCUUUUCCUACCAGCACUGCUUUGACUCCUCUGCCCCUCUAACUGCCAGAUGUAAUUCAUCAGCACCAUGCCUGAGUGCCUCUGAGAGCCCUCUGCAGUCUCUUUAGCUGUCAGCACCUAGAUUCCCAAUAUAGCUUAAUGUCCCUAAAUGUAUUACCUAAAAUACAUGCAAACCAAAUAUGUACAAACUCUUGGGGUAAAACCUUCUACUCUGUGCUGUAGAACAUAUUCACUGUAGUAGCACGUAGCCAGUAUAGAUGGUCACAGGCAGAGUUGUCAAUGAGAAGUUCUGGUGAACUUUCCACAGCAAAUCCUGAAAAUAAAUACUUUGUUUUUGUAAUUAGGUCCGUAUCAUAUCUAAGCUUAUCUUAAGAAUUUUAGAUCUGCUGGAGGGUCUGAAGACUUGAGUGAAAAGGGAUUUCUAGUCACUGUUGAUGACUCUUCAAUACUGCUCAUCCCUCUUUAGUAUUUGUUUUUCAGCAUACCAGAACCUUCAUUACAAUGUGCUUGGUCUUGAUAGAAUCUUAACAAAAAUAAAUUAAAAUCUGUGGUUGUUCCUGGUAAUUUCUAUGCCAUAACCCGGUGUAACUGAUGUAUUUAGAAGUUGGAAGCUGAAAUUCAGUAACACCUAUUCGAAUUCAGAAUUGUAUUAACAUUGCUCCCAUGUAUGCAGCAGCAGUAAAAAGAAAAAAAGAAGGUACAAAAAUAGAGAUGAAUGCGUGACUUAGAAAAAAAUGGCAACUGGAAAAAAAACCUGAAAGAAAAAACUGAGAAAAUUAAAAAUUAGAAAAGUUUUGUUUUGUUAUUUUGAUUUUGCAAAUGAUUUAUCCUUAUUGCUUUCUAGUGGUCUGUCACUUUUGGUGACUUUUAUACAUUACACUAAAACUAAGGUGCUGAAUUGAAAUGGUUUCACUAUUAUUCAAACACUACAACUCAUUUAUACUGCCCGUGUCGUAUGAAGGCAUCAAGUUUUGGGCCUUCAAUCCCAGAGGUAUUUCUUGAGUAUAUACCAUGAUUCAGUCACUGUGCUUGAUGAUGAAUAAAACAUUCUGUUCUGAGCUCAAAAGCUAGUGUAGUGAACCCAUUCACAGAGGAGUGAGGUUUCAAAAAUGUCUUAUGAAGCUCAGAAUUCUUCUUCGCAUAGAUGAUGGUGGUUGUGGUGGUUGUUUUGAGGGAAAAAAAAUCUGCUAAGUACAGAGUUACAACUCUGUAACUAAGUUAUGUUACAACGUGUGUCUAUGGUUUAAAAUUAGUCUUUUAUGUGUGCCUAAAAUUCUUACUCAAAAUAAUGAAAAAUGUUACAUCCAACAAUAGUUGAAGAAAGUAAUUACACAAUAAGAUCAGUCAUAUUCAUUUGGUAUUUCUAGUGCCUUACAUAUUACCUGGCACAUAGUAGUAGUUCAGUAAAUGUGUUUGAUAGAGGGCUAGAUGCAUGAAUAAAAUCCAUUUUUCAUUUUGAAAUGAAAGCUUUGAAUUACUUGUGUACACAAUUUUUGGUCCUUUAAAAAUAUCCAGAUUUAUCAAUAAAGUAAAACAAUAAUUAAAUUUUUCUUUUCCACUAGUUUUUAUCUUAAACUGUGAUAAUUCUAUGUAAAACAGUGGAGGAUUAAUUAAAUGAUCAUAAAUUUUCUGAAGUGAAUCUUCAGUAGUUCUUUAACUAGGUUUUUUGUAAUUUUUAGAUCUCCGUAGUGUAAAUGAUUGUACACUCUAAAUCUGAGCAUUGUACAAUGCUAAACGAAAUGCCUUGAAAUGUUUUGUGCCAUUGAACAUCAGCACUAGAAACCCUACUAAUUUCUCGCUGUGGCUUUUGUUGAUCAGUUUUGAUUCCCUCUGAUCCAAAUCCCAUUCUGAGACAGUUUAGAGAAGAUGACUUAAAAUCUCCUCCAUUUUCAAUGAAUAAGAAUCAUUGGUACAGUAGACUGUUAAUCUUUAUUGCAGGCUUAUUAGAAAGUUGAUACUGGAAUUGGGAGUACAUCCUUUCUUUUAUUGAGAGUACAUGGUGUCUUUCACAAACAAAUUCUUAAGAAUCCACUGUUCAGAGGGUGGGGCAAUAAGAAAAUAUGAGAUGUAUGUUUUGGUGCAAUAAUGCUUAGUUGGGAUAUCAUGUACCUUUACAAGGUGACUACAGAGCAGUUCUAUUAGAAUAGACUGAUUUCUCUUUCCCAAGACCUUGAAUGAUGAGGAAGAUUUUGGUAGAUAGAGUAGGUAGGGAAAAUAUUUUAGGUAUGGAAGAAAGGGCCUGAGUAACAAUUAGUGAUUGUGGGGAGGGGUGAAUGUGUUGUGGCUGUAAGCAAAUUGGAAAUAGUGGAUAAAAGUAUUGGAGGAUGUGUGCUGUCCUCACACAUGGACUGAAAAACUUAAAAAUGGAUGCAGUUAAGGUUGAGAUCACAUAUGCAAACAACUAACAUCAGUAAUGUGGAAUUUUCAGAGUUUGGUCUAGUCCAAAUCACAUUUUACCAUUGUAAGUGACUUGGCAAAGACCACAUAGUUAGGGACAGAAUAGGACUUCUAAUGAUUCUUUUUCUGUUAUAUUUAUACCGAAUAGCAUAUUGUUUAUUAAAUAUUCACAAGAUUUAUUUGGCAAUAUUGCUUAGCCUCUGUGACCCAUUUAAUUGAGAGAGGUGAUACCUUUUCGUGCUAGAUGCUGCUCAUGAGAGGGAGGUAUCAAAUGACCUUAAAUACGUCUACCAAGUCAUGCAUGAUGUCCUUAGUUACCAGGCUGAAGUGCUCAGUUAAUAACAAGAGCCUAAAACUCAGCAAGUCUGUUGGAGACUGAAUUGGAUGUUAUGAGGAAAUGAACUCUUUAAAAAGAGAACGAAAAGAAAGAGACCUCUCUGUAUGUAGAACAACCAUUGGGACAUUAAGCUGUCCCAGUCUAGGCGUGUUUAAGCUCUUGCACAUUUUGGCACUGUCUCUCCAAAUUGGCUAAAUUUAUGUACCUAUUUGCAGAUCUCAUACUGAAAGUGAAACUUGCCAGUGACAUAAUUGGAUUUUUAUGAAUUAGAAAGUACCUGAACUGGUUUUAAAGACUGGUAAAUCAUUUUUAGUCUACAAAUAAAAGUGAACUUUGUGAUAGUGUUAUGAAAUACAUUCUUGGCAUGUGGCAAGUGCUCAAAUAUUUGUUGAAUAAAGUUAUCUGGAUUGAAAAAGAUUUGUGGAAAUGGUGUUUCUGAUCCUACCACGGUUUUGGCCCAGUAAUUAAGAAUACUUAGGAUACAGGUGGGAUGAUAACCUAUUUUUGUUGUUGUUGUUAUUGUUUAUUUAUUUUGAGAGAGUGCGCACAUGCAUGAGCCAGGGAAGGGCAAGGAGAGAGGGAGAGAGAGAAUCCCAAGCAGGCUAUGCACUGUCAGUGCAGAGGCCAACACAGGGCUCUAACACAUAAACUGAGAGAUCAUGACCUGAGCCGAAAUCAAGAGAUGGACUUGGAAAUGACUGAGCCACGCAGGUGCUCCAAUACCUGUUUUUAAAAUAGAUCACUUUUGGAAGAAAUUAAAAUUCUACAUAUCCAUUUAUAGCUACAUAUAGUCUUUUAAAAAUUCAUCCUUUUCAAGGUGGUCCAUUGAAAAGUGGUUCUGCCCUUAUAUGUAUAUUAUGUUUUCAUAAACCUAAGAUCAAGGAUCUGCUAAUGAUUUCACAUUUGGGUACAUUUAAAUUGUAUGUUUGUGGAUUCACCUGCCACUAAUAUAUCUCAAAAGUUAUUUGAUCUGAACAGUACGUUAUUUUUCUACCUGUUUCUCCUUCACCUUUAUAAAUGGAAAGUUACAACUUUAUGGACAUUAUUCUUUAGGGCACUUGAAGCAUGAAUAAAAUGGUUUUAAGUACCCCCCCCCCCCCCCAAGGAUAAGGAAGUGACUUCUUAAACUCCCAAGUAGAAGACUUUUUAUUCAGGCAUUAGCAUUUCAGUAUUCUUGAAAUUGAAGUGACUACUUGUCUUUGACCUCUUUGACAAAGAAGACAACUUAUUUUUUUUCAGGGACUUCUAACAAAAGAUGGAGAGAGAGGCAGAUGUGGUUUUUGAAUUUUGAGUCUCAGUCCAUCCACUAGAUGUCUCUUUUCUCCUAUCAUCCAUAAAGAAUAUGUUUCAGUUAAAUUUGCUGCUGUCAAAAGCAAGUUGGAUCUGAGUUAUGGAAAUAAUACAUCUCAUGUUCCCAUUUGAAGUAUGCUAUUUUCAGCAACAUAGCCAUGCCUUCAAUAAAAACAAAGAGGCAACUUAGGCUGUGACAGUAAUUCAUAGUGGAAUUUAUUUAUUGAGUAUCAAUUCAGAACUUCCUAUAUGCUAAAAAAUGUUGAAGAUAUGGGGAUAUAAUAGCAAAACAGACAGGGUUUUUGCCUCUUGGAACUUUAAAAGAAUGUUCAAGCCACAGCAACAUAUUAAAAUUUCAAUAUGAGAACCAUCAUUUAUGUUCUUGUGUUAAGGAAAGCCAGAAAAAGUAGAGGAUUGGGUAACAUUUUAAGCUUUUUUUCAUGCUUAAAGUUCAGUGUUUAAUACUACUUGCUAGUUAGUGUUCUUCAUGUUUCUUUAAGGUUAGACUUUGUGCAGUUUCUCUCUAGUGAUAUGGGUUAUUGAAAAAAUGUAAAGGUUGAUUGCAGAGUCAGCAAAGAAAUGUUCCUUUACUAUUAAGGUACAUGGACAUAAUUGCCUUUAAUUCAUCAUGCAGAUUUUAGAUGCCCAUCAACUAAAUGUCCUACACUUUCCUAUUACUAUACAGUGUAAAUGAAAAUUCUUAUCUGGAAAAAAAAGCUCAAAAACAACCUUUUGCAACAUGUGAUCUAGAACUCCACCAGUGGUGUGUUUUACAUGUAUCAAACUGAACCUUAGGUAAUAUAGUAGCAUAGAUUGGCUUAGCUGCUUGCUCUUCCUAUUUUAGCAUAGAACUAACCAUAGGCAACCUGAUCCUGAAAUACUUGAACUUGAGCAUGGGAGAGGAUUGUGAUUUUGCUUUUGUAUUCCAAAAUACAUUAAGAAUAUUCCUUCCUCUGUUCUACAUUCUAAUAACAUAUUGCUUAUUUCCUAUAGAAAAUCUCAAUGACUUUUUUUUUUCCCUAACUAAUGAACAUCUUAACAUUUACAACAAGAACUGAGGAUUUAUGGUAUUCUGUGACCCAGUAAUUGUGUACUCAGGGUUUCCUGUGUUCUUGGCUAGAUCAUGGCUCAUUCCCAAGACACUUUUCCUGCUUAAGCCCAUUUUGGUGUCAAAAAUGAGCAACAUAACAAUAGCAGAAGGAAGUGAUUAAAGUUUAAGUGGAUGCAGGACAUUUUAGCCUAAGUAGUAAAGAAAUAAACUGAAGUUCUACUUUGUCAAACAAGCAGGCAUUUUUCUUUUCUCUCUGUGCUGAUAUGUUCUCCUAGAGCCUCCUCAUAAACCUCAAAAUGGACUCAGCACAAGCCUAAAGCUAACUCCGAAAGUAUCUCCGCGCCCCCCCCCCCCCCGCCCCAAGGCUUUUGUAAGUUUGGGGGAUGGUGCUUCAGACUGAGAUCAGAGCUGCCUUAGGUUAAAUACAAAUGUUUUGAAAAAGGGAAUAAAUGUCCAUGUACUGUUUGACAGUGCAUAAGUAUUUUAAAUCGCCUUGAGUUACUUUGGAGUGCAGGAGCUUUCAGAUUACACCUGGCAGGGGACCCCUGGCCCUAAGACAGAGCUGUGGUAAUACAUGUGUCAUGUUGCUCCUUGUCUCAAAAGGAACGAAAACAAAGCAGUCUUUUAUAGGGAGGGGCAUUGCUGACAUUUGUCACCCCUGCUGCCUCUGAACGUGUGUCUUACGUGUCCACUCUGAGCUGAACGUCUUUUCUCCCAGAUAGGGCUGAUCACCAGGACGUGGAAGAACACUCAGUAAGGAAUACUUUUUAAGAAUGGUUUCCUUUUGGUAAUCUCAAUGUUGACUGAUGAACUCUUGCUUUCCAUUUAGUGCAAAGCAGAACUGCUUUAUCAGAUGGGAAUGAAUUCUUGUGUUCACCAAAUCCUAGUUAAGUUUACCCUAAAAUUACUAAGUGCACAGAGAUUCCAGUGCCAUUUCUUUAGGUCUCGUGAACAACAGCUUUUUGUACUGGUUGCUCUCUGGUUUUCACGCGCCAGCCAGUUUACAAACAACUUGCAGUGUGUUAGCAUUUCAUGGUGAGAGGAAGUGGGAAGUGUUCCUAUGACACAAAAGCCCUUUACUUGAGGGAUACUUUGGGGUUAAGGACAGUUUUCCACUCCAAAUGGUUCCAUUAUGUUCUCUAUAAUGGGUGUGAUUGUUUAAUGAUGACAUAUUUGAACUGAGAUGAUUGAACAGACAUUACUUGAGCAAAUAAAAACUUGACAGGCUAUGCCUUUUUAAGCAAUUUUGUAGACCUAGGGCAGGAUAAGAUGGAAAAGGCUGAUUACCACCGCCGUUCAUAAAAAGAGCAAAAUCUGAAAGAUGCAGAUUUGAAAGUAUACAGUUCAUGUAGCAGAAGGCUAACCCUGUGCCUGGCUGAUUUCUUUUGCAAGUUCCCUUUGUAGGUGCAACUUUGCUGAAUGUGUUCCUAUUGAAAUCUUGUUAAAAUAAAUGUUUCUUCCAGCUGAGGAGUGAUGGUCUGCCUUCAGUUUUGCAAGUGGGAAGAUCUUUUUGUUGUAGAAGAGCUUCCUAAUCUGCCACUUGACCUGGCCUGAUCUUAGUUUUGCUUGGACCUGAUGUGCCCUCAUUGAUGAAGUUGAAAUAUUGCUCUUGCUGCUAUUGGUAAUCAAAUUAAGUCCAGAAAAUAUUUUUGAGCACUCACCGCAUAAGAGACACUGCUAGACCUUGAUGUAUUUAUAGUCUAGCUUGGAGAAAGCUCUGAACGUAAGUAACCAAAAUGCAGGACAGUGUGUUUCGAGUUGUCGUGGAGGUGAGAAAGUAGAAAUUAGAUCAGACUAAGAAAAUAUAAAUCUGCCCUGCCCUUCCUUCAUCAGACACAGUUAAAGCCAGCUGCAGUUAACAGGAAAAAAUAUUUCACCCAAGGACAUUCUGCAGCUGUAACGUGUCAGAACAACUCCUUUGCAGUGACUACUGCUUUCUUAACCCAGAGGAACUUUGUUCUCUAAAAUCAGACCAUCAGAAAUUUUGCUAUUUGACAUAAUUUACUUUGACCCAGAGUGGUUGCCUCAAUUUCCAUGAGGUGCAGAGCUUCAGACAAGGGGUUUUGGGAGACAGCAUUCCACAUCUAAACUUUAGUUUCCAAGGGUAUAGGACCCUGGGUCCACUUUGCAGUCCAGACCUGAUAUUCAGCCCUCUACACACAGCCCUGCUUUGCUCUGAACCUAUUGCCAUGCUAAUUUAUUUGAAUUUCACCAUACCCCAAAUCUUGUAAGUUCCACCUUUCCUCCAGACUAUUGAUUUGCUCCUGAGGUCGUAGGCUGAUUGAGCUAAGCUAGGACAGAAGCACAUUCAAAGUGUAAAGCACAAUAGAACCCAGAAAUUUACAUACUUUUUUUUUUUUUUUUUUAAUCUUAGCAUGGGAGAGGGGUAGAGAAUCUCAAGCAGGCUCCACGCUCACCUGGAAGCCUGACAUGGGACUCAGUCCCACAACUGUGAGAUCAUGACUUGAGCCAAAAUCAAGAGUAGGAUGCUAAACUGAGCCAUUCAGGUGCCCCCAGAACCUGAUUUUAACUGAGUGUUCAGGAACACUUAGAAGGCAGUUGCAUUAAUGAUUUAUUAGGUGUCACUAACAGUUUAUUUGAUAUUACAGAUACGGGGGGCCACGUCAACUUCUUUCUGACAUUUCCAUUAAUUUUUUUUUUUUCAUUUUGGCAACUCAAUCUAGCAUUAAAUACAUGUAUGUGUGUGUGUAAUAUAUUUACAUAAUAUAUACAUACAUUCCUGUGACCUUUUCACAUUUAUGGUUUUGUAUGUAGAUUCUUCCACAAAAGUGGUAUCUCUUGUUGGCAGGUGGAGUCUGGCAGUUGAAAUUUCUUCCGUGUUUUCUUAAUGCCUUGGCUGUUGUGCGUCCAGUAGAUGUUCAAUAAAUACUUUUCACAGUGAAUCAAGGUAGCUUUGUGUCUUCGCUCUUUCUUUGAUACUUUCCCUAAGUUUGAAACCAGCAUAAUGUGGUAUCUUCCUCAUCACAAUUCCACCUCUGCCUUAUAAAGUACAAAUUACCCUCAGGCAAUGAGGCGCUGAGCAAUUGAAGGUUUUUAUAGCUCCAUUUGUCUGCAGUCCCCAAAUGCCAAUGGAUAGAUGUGUUUGUCAGAGUGCGUGGUAAGUGCAAGUAAGCCCCCCAUUAGCAGCAUCAUUAGAGAUGAAAUAGAUGCACGGGAACUCAGAGGUGAUACGUCGUCAGACACUGCUCUGAGGAAGUACAGACUAUCAUUUGCAGAAGGAAAUGCACAAUUCCUCAUCUCAACUUGAUUUCUUUUUCAAUCCUUUGUGUAUUUACCUGUGUUCAUCCACCACUUCAGUUGAGGCAGAAUGAAAUAAACCAUUAAUUAAUAAUAGCUCAGGAAAACAGUGAAGACAUUAAUAGUUCUAAAUAUACCAGCCUCGAGAGAGCAAUCUCAAUUUACCAAAGUGCCUUCACCGUGGGCCUUGCCCUUCAUGUAGAGGAUGGAUGGAGAAAGUGGUGUCUCCCAGUGGCUGAAAAGGGGCCUGUGUUUUUGAUCAACCUAUUCCUGUACUCGGAGCAUUUUUGCCCAUCUUUCUGCUGUGUCCUGGGGUGUGGAGACCCUGUCCUCAGGUGGUCUCUUGUGGGUGACAGAUAAUGUAGCAUUUUCAGGCUUCAUAUCCAGACAGUCAAAUCCAGCAACAGAAGAGACCUGUCUUCCUGGGUGGUCAUUUUUAAGAGAAAGGAAAGUUUCCUGCAAGCCUUACAGAAGAGCUCUCCUUAGGUCUCUGUCAUCAGAAUUCCAACAUGUGUCCAUCCUAAGUAGAAUGGAUUUCAAUGACUGGCUUAGUGGGGGACAGAGUGGAGGAGUGUGACUUACUGAAACAACAAAUCCAGCUCUUUGGAAGGAGGCUGUGUGUGUCCGUGCUGGAUUGUUGGAUACACAACCAACCAUGUCUGCUACAGUCAGAGCAGAGCAGGGAUUCAAACCCAGUCUGUCUCAUCCCAAAGGCUGCGUUUGUGUGUUAGUCCCCAAACACACGUGCACGAGGGUUUCCUGUUUGUGGCUAUUAGGAAAAACAUGACUGGAACAAAUCUCAGUUUUUGAGAGAUUUGUGCUUAUAAUUAUAUUUGGGUUGCAUAAAUAUUAAAAUGUGUUCACUUGCUCUGAACAUUAGCCAAGUAGUGUGUGGAACUGCUGUGGUCUGGAGUGUGGCCUCCUCCUAGCAACAGGACAACAGCCUUUAAAACAAUUCCUCUGACUGGUGUUAGUCUUACAGUGUCCCUCUUACUUUCUCCUUACCAAGAAGUAGUGGCUACAGAGUCUGGGAAGAAAGAUUAAGGAGGCCCUUGAAUUUCAGGCUAAGGGAUAUACACUGUUUUUUUUUUUUUUUUUUUUUU
Molecule: messenger RNA, 13844 nt
Organism: Panthera uncia (snow leopard)
Lineage: Eukaryota; Metazoa; Chordata; Mammalia; Carnivora; Felidae
Gene: ACTR3
Product: actin related protein 3
Exons: 12
Coding region: 41-1297 (418 amino acids)
Biological process (GO): Arp2/3 complex-mediated actin nucleation
Cellular component (GO): actin cortical patch; Arp2/3 protein complex
Molecular function (GO): actin filament binding
Source: RefSeq, a predicted model, not a curated record